AUGCAGGCGAGCGACAGGUUUAACAUCAACUCCCAGCUCGAGCAUCUCCAGGCUAAAUAUGUCGGCACAGGGCAUGCCGACUUGACCCGAUUUGAAUGGGCGGUGAAUAUUCACCGGGAUAGCUGCGCUUCGUAUGUUGGGCAUUAUCCGAUUUUAGCUUACUUUGCGGUUGCGGAAAACGAAUCCAUUGGGAGAGAGCGUUAUAAUUUCAUGCAGAAAAUGAUUUCGCCGUGCGGCCCUCCUCCCGAGAGAGAAGAUGAUUGA
Messenger RNA from Striga hermonthica, 264 nucleotides. NCBI's taxonomy places the organism in Eukaryota, Viridiplantae, Streptophyta, Magnoliopsida, Lamiales, Orobanchaceae. The record is from the annotation of a GenBank genome assembly.